AUGCCACUCUCUAAUUCCUCUUCUAACUCUUCUCCUUACUCCAAUACACCUACUUCUUCUUCUGGUUAUGUCUCACCAAAAGUGUCCCAAUCUAACUUAAAAACAAAAGAUAUCAGUUUGUCACACAAACAUUCUCAGUCGGCCAGUGAGUUAGCUGGUAUUUACAGCCGACUAUUGGGUUCUGGGUACUUUUGUGACCCGAAAGUAACCAAGUAUGGGUACAUGAGCUUUUUACGACCUGAAAGAUUAUGGCCAGAGAGUGAUCCCUUAGCACUAGCGCAAAAGCUGAAGAGACAAGGGGACAGUCUUUACAACCAGAAUCGCCACCAGGCCUAUCGCUUAUGGCUGGAGUCAUUAGUACUGCAUUUACAAGAAAGCACUCAAAGCUUGGCCAAGAUUCAGAACUUAGCCAAGUUUGUCCAUUCGAUUCGGUCUUUAAUCAGGCCAGAUGAUAAGCAGGCGCAAAAGGUCUUUCUAAGUGUUUAUUUAUGCCUAGAGUAUGCUGCAUUAAAGUGGCAGCCACCAAGCAAGGAAAGGCUCGUCCUAGUUGAUCAAAUAGUUCAAACUGCAUAUCAACAGGAGACACCGAUCGUGCCUUUCGAGUAUUUAUCUGAGUACGCCACUAGACGACUCAAUCUACUUUAUUAUAACUAA
Nematocida homosporus is the source of this 654-nucleotide messenger RNA. RefSeq lists its product as uncharacterized. The transcript has a single exon. The record is from RefSeq and is a predicted model, not a curated record. NCBI's taxonomy places the organism in Eukaryota, Fungi, Microsporidia. The coding region runs from base 1 to 654 and encodes 217 amino acids.